Molecule: messenger RNA, 960 nt
Organism: Neltuma alba
Lineage: Eukaryota; Viridiplantae; Streptophyta; Magnoliopsida; Fabales; Fabaceae
Product: thaumatin-like protein
Exons: 3
Coding region: 1-894 (297 amino acids)
Source: RefSeq, a predicted model, not a curated record
AUGGAGGGAACCACUCCCACUCCCCAGCGUCCCCCUUUAAGACCACCCAACCCCGCCACGCUCCUCCUCAUCUCUCUCUCUCUCUCUCUCUCCAAAAUGCCUUCUUCCGCACCUUUCUCCCCCACCCACACUUUCUUCCUCUCUCUUCUUGCAGGUGCCGGAGCCGGUGCCACCCAACUCAUCCUCCUCAACAACUGCAUGCACGACAUAUGGCCCGCACUUCUCGGCAGCGCCGGUCACCCAACCCCCCGAGACGGCGGCUUCCUCCUUCCUACCGGACAAGAGACCCUUCUCCAUGUCCCUCAAGGUUGGUCCGGCAGGAUUUGGGCCCGACAAGGCUGCUUCUUCGAUCACCACACUGGAAGAGGCUUCUGCCAGACAGGAGACUGCGCUGGCCUCCUCAAAUGCGGCGGCCUCGGAGGCCUCCCUCCCGCCACCCUCGUUGAGAUCACCCUCGGAACCUCCCAAUCACCAUUACAUUUCUACGACGUCAGUCUGGUUGACGGCUUUAACCUCCCCGUCUCCAUCAAGCCCGAGAGUGCCGCCCUGCGCUGCGGCCUGGCGUCCUGUGAGGCGGACUUGAAUGCUUUUUGUCCGCCGGCGCUGUCCGUGCAGGAAAGGGGCAAGGUGGUGGCCUGUAAGAGUGCUUGUCUGGCUUCCCAAUCCCAAAAAUAUUGCUGCACCGGCGACUAUGCUGACCCCAAAAAGUGUAGGCCUACGGUGUUUGCUCGUCUCUUCAAGCUCAUCUGCCCUUCGGCUUACAGCUAUGCUUACGACGAUUCCGCGGCGCUCCAGACUUGCAACGCCACUCGUUAUGUCAUCACCUUUUGCCCUCCUAAGAGUUUGAUCUGUUAUUCUCAGAAGCUGGGACAAUCAGACUUGGUCAUUGAUUAGCAUUUCUGAAUGUAUAUGGCAUUGAACCAAAGGCAUCGGUUGUCAUAGUGCCGUGUGGUUGGUCUU